Boleophthalmus pectinirostris (great blue-spotted mudskipper) is the source of this 685-nucleotide messenger RNA. It is a transcript of the gene mrpl51, whose product is annotated as mitochondrial ribosomal protein L51. Gene Ontology annotation, molecular function: structural constituent of ribosome. The record is from RefSeq and is a predicted model, not a curated record. Gene Ontology annotation, biological process: translation. Gene Ontology annotation, cellular component: mitochondrial large ribosomal subunit. Bases 171 to 557 code for a protein of 128 amino acids. Lineage: Eukaryota; Metazoa; Chordata; Actinopteri; Gobiiformes; Gobiidae. The transcript has 4 exons.
ACGGUAGCAGCGCGGUGCAUUGUGGGCACAAACAAACAUGGCAGCGAUUACAACAAGCAUGUCCUUCUUCAUAUUCGCGUGAUAAUUUCGUUUAUAAUUCAUGAUUUACAUUUAGUUUGGAGGUGAAAUAACCGCGACUCACAGUCUUCUGAAACAGGUUUACUCUAAAGAUGUCGUUGUUUGGGGGUUUUCUGAGGGCGUCUUGUCAGUCUGCCGGAGUCCUGCUGCGAACUGUCAAAAGCUUUUCCACAGGUGUCUGCUGUCCCAUUCGAAUGCAUGCCAUCCCAGAGUAUAAAAGGGUGGACCGAUGGACAGAGAAGAGGACCAUGUUUGGAGUUUAUGACAACAUAGGCAUCUUAGGGGAUUUUAAGGCUCAUCCUCGGGACCUCAUUGUGGCCCCCUGCUGGCUGAAAGGAUUCAAAGGUAAUGAACUGCAGCGGCUCAUUAGGAAAAAGAGGAUGGUUGGAGACAGGAUGAUGACUCAGGACCGACACGACCUGGAAAAGAGGAUUCGCUUCUUGUAUCGACGCUUUAACCGUUACGGCAAACACCGAUAAACCCCCGCCAGCCGCCCCUCCCCCCUCAGCUGUUUCUGCAUCAUCUGUUUUUUUUGUGAACUGCCACUGUAUUUGUUAAUAAUCUCAACAAUGUUUAAUAUUAAAUGAUGUUAUUCCAUAAAAGAAAA